This is a messenger RNA of Ectocarpus sp. CCAP 1310/34, 3083 nucleotides long. The record is from the annotation of a GenBank genome assembly. NCBI's taxonomy places the organism in Eukaryota, Phaeophyceae, Ectocarpales, Ectocarpaceae.
CUCUCUCCGAUCACAUCACCGAACUCUCUCUCUCGCGCGCUCCCCGCUCCCUCGCUCUCGCGAACACCUACCGAUCAACCCGCUUCCCUUACCCACCGCUGUUGCGCAGCACUCUCUACGCCAUGUUCACCCUCAACGCAAACGCUCCCAGCUUCGUGCCCAGCAACCCAGUUCACCAGCAGAUGGUCCGACCCAUCUUCAACUCCGGCGUUCCUUCGUGUGUACUAAUCCUCGACAGCGACGAGUACCGCUCGGAGUUCCUGGUCAACACCUUCAACCGCGAGGCAGUGGCCGAUGAGGACCUGUUUAAUCCGGCGGUGUACCCUGUCUCCGCAGCAGACCACGAAGAGCUAACGGCUGCUGAGAAUUUCAACAGAGAGAUGGCCGAGCUUGAAGCGCUCGAGCACCAGGAGGAGCUGAGGUCGCUGCUUCAAGCCCGGAUUUCGGCUCUCCAGCAAGGAACAAGUGGCAAGCAGCGGCCGGCGAAGAUCGCUUCCAUGAACAGCGCCAUGUUCUCGGGGCUAUCCAGAGGUGCACCGGCAUCGGGACUGAAGGGAAAGCGCUUCAACCCUGCCAAGAAGUGCCCUCACAACAUCAACCAGCCGCUUGAAACAGGCCGCUAUUACUAACGGCAGCAGCUCGACGGCCACCCGACAAUGUAUAUCUUCUCUCGCGAGAGAAAGUAAGUAAUGCUAGUGGUGCAUCCUGCGGCGCACCGGCCGUGGCUCCCUCUUAAAAUACCGUAGUAGCUGAGGUUCUCCGCGCUAAGUCGAUAUGGGCGGAUGUUUUCCAAGUGAUGCGUCACAGGAAGUGCUUCGUUCAGUAUCAGGACCGAGUGAGGUUCUUGCUUGGGCACGGUCCUGUCCGCGUUGCCCCCUCAGCCCCCUGCCGUCUACCAAACGCAUGGUAGUGGCGUGACAUGGCAUGGCAUGGCAUGGCAUGGCAAUGAUGGAGGUGAAGGUUAGGUUAGGCUAGUUUACUUAGGUGCCGUGCCGUGUGCCGUGGUCGAAUUACCCAUGCCUGAAUGAAUGGGUCGUCCGUGGUGACGGUGCACAGCUUGUAUAUCCUAAUUGCCAAUACCCAAAAAGGGUGAGGAUGGGGAGGGGAGCGAACUGGCAACACUAGUAGCUAGUAGUUAAUGCAGCACAACGUAUUUGGAACCAAGUGGCCGCAGGAAACACUACUGAAGUACCCAGGGCGUGUUGAUAAGGAUAAGGAAGGUAACGAUCAUGGGGUGAAGGUGAGCAGAUGAUCAUGAGACAGACCACCAAAGUAUAUAUUAAAGACAAAAUGACGGGGCACGAGAUGGGAGGGACAGGAGUGGAGUAAGCGGCUGCAGGAUCAUAUUUUCAUGUAGUUCACUGCAGUGAAGGUGAACAAGGGUGGCGCGGGAUAGAUAUACCCGCCCUUAUCCCAAUGAUCCCAAUACCUACCGUGACUGUUCCCAGUGUUGGUCAAGCCAAGAUUGUGGUGGGAAAGGAGGCUACUAGACACACAAGGACCAUUGUAAUGGCUGUUUCCUUGAUGUGCCUUGCUUAGACGGCAAGGAAAGAUGUCUGUACGGCCGUGGAGUGUUGCUUUCCCGAAGAGGCAUCUAUCUGUCAAGACGUCGGUUUCGUAACGGUUCAAAGUCACAAGUACUGUAAAUGCAGGGAUCGGCGCUAUCCUUACUGUACGCGUAGAAACCUUUAUUUUUUAGGGUUGUACCGAUGAGACAGCAGCGUGUAAAAUCUGCUGCUUGCUCCUCAUGGAAAGAGAUGCGCACGACGAAGGUCGAGUCAGUGCGAUAGUCCAUGCAUACAAAAGGCAAGACAUCUGAAACCCAUGAUGUUGCGAUGUGCCUGUAAGUACGGUUAGAUGUGUAGCUGUCGGUGUUGUUCUGUCUGUGGACAUGCGCUGAGUUUCGAGUAAGGCCUUGACUGUUCCGGGAUAUCCUGGCAUCUCAGGGUCCACUGUGCGUUGCUGGCUUGGCUAGCUCGGUGAUCGGUAGUGGCACAAGAGUGCGAAGGGUACGGUUGGAUAUGUUCCCCGCCCUAGGUAAUAGCUGCCCGUGGUGGAUUUUUUUUUCAUGUUACGCACGGCGGUGUCGCGAUUUCAGCAGUGCACGAGUGUACUAACUUUGUGUGCAUGAUGACAGUAUGAUCCGUGGUAGCAGAAGCAAGGGACAUGACCCGUCUCGAAACAUCGCUCCAGCAGGGUGGGGUUGAAGGAAGUACACCACAAUGAAGGCUGUCGUGGUGUUGGUUCCGCCGCCGCUGUGCCGGAGCAAACGUUGGACUGUUGAGAGUGACUGGUGUGUGCUUGAUUUAGGACUUUGUCUCAAUGUAGUGGCGUAUUGUAUGCAGCACUCUGUUGUGGAGUUGCUUUUAUGCCCCCCCUUGUGUUGCUUUUGGAGUCAAGAUGGUUCUCUAGAAACACUCCUUCAAAGCUCCACGGGGCAACGGCAGCGAAGCGGUGCUGAUAACUUAGACUCAAGCAAAGGGUGCUGAUAGCCUAGCGUACCAUGCAUGCGUCGCCGUUCAAGAUGUUCAUACACAACUGUUUUAUUUUACACCAGUAACUGUGCCUUUUGAGUGUUGUCCUAACACAUGUGUCCUGUCCAGUGCCAAAAACAGCGUGUCCAUAGGGGGGUAAGGAGUCGUCGCCGGAGUAGGAGUAGCACUGCCACAAUGUCAACGUUUCGUACGGGACAGAAGUGAGUCCAGUCGACUCGAUAACGGGCAAGUUUGUCUGACCGAACGUGGUGGGGGUAGUGUAAAUGCGGUGUUAUGCAAACCAACAAGCACAAUACAGUUUGAAGACACGAUCGUCGGCAAUUGCUUAUGUCGUUUGGGAAAACGUGCGGUACUGGCUCUCGAGUGAAUUGAGAAACGCGGGAGAUCCGCGACCAAAGGGCCUUCGUAAGCGCUAUUUUUUCGCUGCUGGUCCGUGCGGGGAAGUGAUCAUCGUGACGAAUCUAAGGGAGCAGGCGUUCAUACUCGCCUUGUUGAAGUCCUGGGCUUGACAUAAUUAUCUUUUGUGUCGACCCAAUGCACACGAAACAGAUGAAAUCGGGCCAACCUCACUCAUCAUUCAGGCCUGAU